Messenger RNA from Rhipicephalus sanguineus (brown dog tick), 6947 nucleotides. Its product is annotated as soluble calcium-activated nucleotidase 1. The record is from RefSeq and is a predicted model, not a curated record. Gene Ontology annotation, molecular function: GDP phosphatase activity; calcium ion binding; UDP phosphatase activity. Gene Ontology annotation, biological process: proteoglycan biosynthetic process. The transcript has 3 exons. NCBI's taxonomy places the organism in Eukaryota, Metazoa, Arthropoda, Arachnida, Ixodida, Ixodidae. Bases 380 to 1648 code for a protein of 422 amino acids.
AACCUACGCGCAAGCAGUCGGCUGCCAGGCAGGUGUUAUGGUGUCCGUGGGAGGAUUCUCGCCGAAAAAAACGAUUCCGGUACGACCACGGCGUCUGUGACUGCGCGUUAAACCUCCGAGCGAUCAACACGACGAACACCGGUACUUUGGAAGUCGACGCGUCGCCACGUAAGUCGCGAAUCCGCAACGAGUUCCGGGCCCAGCUUGCAGCUGGCCAAGUGACGUUCGCCAGGCCAGCCAGCUCUCUCCCAUUCAAUCGCCGGAGGUCUCAUUCAAUCUCCCCGCCGACCAUGGGCGCCCGUGAACUACUUUCGCGCUCGGUUGUACAGGGGCCUCGCCGCUCCUGACGUGGACGGUGUCCGCCAAAUGGGCGCGGACAAUGGAGCUUCGAGUGCCUCUCAUCGAUAACCGGGAAUCCACGGGUCCCCCGCCUUCUUCUUCGAUAAUGAAGAUGCAAGAUUGGGUGAUGAGUUCGGGCCGACUGCCGACGGCCUACCGCAUCGGCAACUCCACCCUCCGCUGCCAGGUCAACUUCGUAGUCGCCGUGGCUCUCACGGGCAUCACCUGCCUGCUUCUCAUGUACGCCCUGCUUCCCUGGGGCAAAUAUCACAUCCUGGAGGACCACAUAGACGGCCCCGGACACGAACACGGACAUCAGCACAUCCUGAAGGAGUACCUGCCGUACAACGACACGUACCCGCUUACGAAGCCCAUCGUGUACGGACGCAAGGUGCGAUACAAGAUCGCCUGCAUCACCGACUUGGACACCGAGUCCAAGCUCAAAGGAACCGAGAACACUUGGGUGAGCUACCUCAAGGUCGGCUACCUUGUGGUGGACAAGACCAUGAGUGAAGUGAGUAUAGAGUGGGAGGACGGCAUGACCAUGCUCAAGGGACAGUUCGCCAUGGGAGGACGCGGCAUGGAGCUCUCGGAGCUGGUGGUGUUCAACGGCAAACUCUACACCAUGGACGACAGGACUGGGGUGGUGUACGAGAUAAGGGACAACAAGGUGAUACCGUGGGUGAUGCUCACAGACGGCAACGGGGAAGCACCCAAGGGUUUCAAGAGCGAGUGGGCGACCGUGCGAGAAGGCGUCCUGUACAUAGGUGGGCUGGGCAAGGAGUGGACGAACAGCAAGGGCCACGUGAUCAACCACGAUCCCCAGUGGAUCAAGGUCGUGACCCCGGGCGGUCGCGUGGAGCACCGUGACUGGCGAGACAAUUACCGGAGGCUGUGCGAGUGGGCAAAGUAUGGACCCCCAGGCUACAUGAUCCACGAAGCCGUCGCGUGGAGCCACCACUUCGGCGAGUGGUUCUUCCUUCCGCGCCGUGCGAGUACCACAGCGUACAACGAAGUCGAGGACGAAGAGAAGGGCACCAACCUGAUGCUGCGCACGGACCCGCAGUUCACUCGCGUCCGCGUGACACAGGUCGGCCCUUUGUUGCCGACCCACGGCUUCUCGUCAGUCAAGUUCGUGCCGAGCCUGACGCGCUCGGACCGGGACAGCCUCAUCCUCGCGCUCAAGUCGGAGGAGUACAAAGGAAAGACUGCAUCGUACAUUACUGUGAUUCGCGUGGAGGAUGGGAAGGUGCUCUACCCCGAGACCAAGAUAGGCGACUACAAGUUCGAAGGGGUGGAGUUCAUCUGAUGACUCGACAGACGGCUUAUCGUCAAGUGUUACCCUGUGUGUGUUCUGUAGCCUUGUGAAGCCGGUAAAGGUAAUCUUCGUGUGAGGCUGCUUUAAAUUUUGACUUUCGAGCUUUAUCGACAUUCUCACGUCUUCCCCGCUUACUACUGCAGUAAGAUAUCCUCACCUCUUCAUAAUUGCUUUUGAUCAUAUUACCACUUAUCCAAAAAAAAACUGAACGUCUCGUGACGCUAAAAUUACUGUUCGAUUGCCAAAAUUCAUGUGGGCCAUCAGUUUCAAUGGCCUGUCACUCCCACUACAUGAAAAAGAGCUUUUGCCUCUUUGUUCUUCAGUAUCAAAUUUUCUUCGCACUAAAGCCUGUCCUUUAAGUAGCAUUUGUACAACGUUACGUCUUUUAUCGGCUUCACAAGGCUGCGUCUAGAUAUGCGUAAGCUAAAUCCUUGCUUCCAACGUGCUGAGUUUUAAGAGGCAGUUUGGUUUGGCAACGCCUAAUGGAAACGACGCCAAAACCCUGAUUUAAUAUGCUUGUGGCUUCUUCAAGCGAGCCAUUAACCAAGUUCUGUGGCUAUACAUUCAAUGACUAACCAAUUGGAGAGAAAAAAAGUGCACUUUUGUGGCAAUUUGUUACUGUUGUUUGUUAUGCCGUAAAGGCUUUGCAUUGUGGGACGGGACUUGUGGGAAGUUAAAAUAUGCAAGGAAACUGCCACCAAUGUAUGUAUAAAGUGAAAGUGAAACCUACCUUCGCUCGCUGAGUGCAAAGGGACAAAUCUUUUUUUUUUUGCCUUUGACCGCCGAGGUUGGUGAAACUUUUUCUAGUCAUCAUUUCCUAUAUUCCUGCGUGCGUUCCCCGUUGCAUAGCGUGAAGCAAAGAGCCUCAACGUUUUUUACCUGAACCUGUUUGAUGUCCUCUCCGGUUUAAUGCAACAGACAAAAUGCUUCGGAAAUUUCUGGCUUUUCGCCGAUGGCAGCUACUGUAAUAUUUGCAUUGGCAAAGCUUGUUGGUACUACUGUUUUCGAGAUUCAUUACGAAACACCCUGUCACUGGUACCGGUACCAGUUUUGUGGUACCAGGCAUCUGUGUCGUCAGGGUUCCUUGUCACUGACCAUACUUCCCUGGCUUGAUAUGUACCCAGUAGUGACCAGUUUGUCGGAGUGUUUUCAAACCUGUUAUGAGACACCCUGUCAUUGAAAGUCUUACUAUUUCUGUGUAUGAAUAGCUAAGUAGUGUCACGGCAGGGCUUAUCAGCUAUGGUAUGACAGUGCUGGUGUAGCGGCUUGUCGUAAACUCUUAAAUACUAGGUAUUUUCCUUCAUGCAGCAGGUAAAGCAUUCAUUCUUACAGCUUCAUUAUGACAAGUCGUGUCCAUUUUGAAAAAUUGAUGUUUCACACUUAAAGCAGCUGGUUCAGUGCUAUGGCGGAACUGUAUUUGUUUAUGUAUAGUAGUUGAUAUCAAAACUUUCUAAAGUGCAGCUUUAGCAAAGGAAAAGCCAAAUUUUAGUGCCCUCUGAUUUUUUCCAGUUUCCGGUACAUUUAACGAAACACUCUAUUGAUAAUGUAUGCGCCAGUACAAGCUGUAUUACAUGCUGAAUGCCCUGGCUCAUGAAAGUAUUUAAGCUCUUUCUCAGAUUUUACCCACCAUAGACUUCAAACAUGUAUUGUACAGACGAUUUGAGACGAAGUUUCAGUCUUGUGCCGAUGUUGACUCGAACCGUGUGUGAAAAGUGUGUGCCUUCGAACUGUCCAGUACAGAAAAGACUAAACAUUGUGUCGGGCGUGUGUGACGUGCUUUGCAGCGCCUGCACGGGCCCAAGUGAAGAGAGAUCUGCAAAAAUUUGUUUCGAAUGUGAUGUGUUGUUAGGUUUGUACAGAAGAUGCUGAUCAAAAGGCUUUUGUAUACAUAGUACAUGUUCAGUUCAUAGGCUGUCUACUUGCAGGAAACGGGACGUGCCGUUUCUUGUCUCCGUUCUUUUCUUUCCUUUCAACAUAUCAGCAUGUGCAGAUGCCCACAGAGUUGUCGGCUGAUAGAGACCACAAAAGAGCUCGUAGGUUAUAUUGGAUUGAUUGAGUGAUUGCAAUGUUCUCACACCUGCAAGGGUAUGGAGAGGAUUUAAUUUGUGCAGUGAUUAGGUUCAUUAAUUCACUCUGUGCUUCCUUACUGGCAGCACACUGCCAUAAUCACUGUACUGUCAUCUAAUGACAAUGACAAUGAGAUGAUAAUGAUAACUCCUGCGGUCAAUUUUGCACAUUUAAGGAGUGGGGGAGCACUGUGGAACCACAGAAUGUGUGAUUUGUAUAGAAGUUAAACUCGUAAGAUUAGAUGUUGGUAGCAAGUGUAGUGUUCUUUACAGACAUUUGUACAUACUAGUUCUAGCAAUAAUGAUUUUCUUGACACCUAUCCCCUGCCUUUUUACUCUUUAACGCUGCUCACAGAGCUCACAUUGUACUUGUUAUUGAAUUUAAUUUAGAGUAAAUUAGCACUGCUUUCCGGAUUUUGUGCUGAUUUGAAAUUUGCAUUGAAAAAGUAUGUUGCCCAGUUAUGUAGGCAAGGUUGGCACUCGCACUAACACAGAUAUUGAUAGAUCUGAUGUGCUUGGGAGCUGUUUGUUAUAAAGAUAAUAGCAAAUGCAUUUGCUUGUCAAAAGAAUCCAAAAAUGUAAUUUUCAACGCUUUUUUUUCUGUAAUUUUCAGCGACAAAUGCUCUUCGUCUGCCCAUGCUUUUUUCUAUAACCAAGUAUGAAGCCUGAUGCACGCAACUUUACAUGAAGUACAUGCAAAGCUAUAUUCUAGAGUGCUUGGAAAAGUUUCUGUUUGUCGUUUUUAUUGCACAGAGUUCGCUGCACAUGCUGUGUUCUCAGUGACUGCAAGGCUUUCUUGAUUAUUUUAUUUUGUGUUAAUCGCCACAGAUUUAACCUAAAACUCAUGAUGGCAAUGUUGGACACCCAGAAAAACCAAUCGCAGUGUCACCUUCAAUGGUGUAGUGUUGACUGAUCUAGCUACGCUACCCACUUGCCUCAAUUGUGCAGCCUUCCUAUAACCUUCUAAUCACUCCAUCCUCUGAUGAUCCUUCGUUCUGAUGCAUACAGAUUCGUACGGACAUACGGAAAUGGAUUCAUACGGACAAGCCAACUUCACUAUGUAAUGCACUCAGCAGCAAAUUUUUAUUCGCAUUAUGCAUCACACAAACAGCUUCUGUCAUCCUGCAUUCACGUGAAAAUUGGGAAGCAAGACACACGGGAUGAAACCAUAGCUUCAACCAUUGCAUUCCUUCAGUUCGUCAGGAACUCCAUACCACAUUUUGCUGUGCGACAUUGAAAAUUGUCAGUUUCCCCCUGAUAUCAGUUCAUUGAACAUUGGGAUUGAAGCCAGUGCUACGGUGUCAUUCUUUCCAGAAAGAUUCCAUCUCGUCGGUGUCAUCCACACUUCCAAUCAUGCGUGAUCGAUUUGCCCAAUCAUGUGCACUGGUUCAGUGUAAACUUACUCUUAGAAUCCUCUGCACACAUUGAUGAGGGAUGUUAAGCACCCUAGUUUUGCCUACAAUCGGGUUUCAACUCUAAAAACAAUGUCUUUUGGGAAUCUUAAUGCACGGGCAUGGUGAAAUUGCCCCUUCACAGCAUUCUAGUCACCAAUCGGCAGCAGGUGCUUUAAUGUUCAUAUAUCUUGGAUUUUCAGAUUACCACAUGGCCUUUUUGAUAGUACGAUCUUGGCCAGGAUAAUGUGAUGAUUGUAUUCCAGUGCUAUUCUUUCUUUUUUUUUGCUCUUCGUUAGUGGUCUAGCUGGUACUCUUGACUCCCUUUUCAUCAUGUUGGGCAACCAUGAACAAUCAGUGAUAAGGGAAUAGAGUCAGUUGAAUUGAAUUGCUGGCCCUUAUUUCUUCCUUUGGCUUCAGUGCAUUAGUUGCACAUGAAGUUCAGAGUGGCUUAAGUAAAUUGUCAGCUGCACUACUUGAGUGGGCAUCAAGCUGAUGUUAUGAAGUAGCUUAAGGCACAAGCAUCGAAUUUGUGAAACAAAUGCUUGUUGGAUUGUUUGUUGAACUGCGAAACUCGCCUGAAUUUCUUUUCCCCAUUUUUGAAGCACUGGGCAGUACCUUUCUUGAUAACCUUACAUAAGCAUUUAAAGCUAUUGCUUCUUUUUUGCAGUGUUUUGUGUUCAGGUGUGGGUUGUUCUGUCAGUGCUUUAGUGGCUUGAUCAUCAGCAGUUAUAAAUAAUUAUUUAUGCAUCAUUUUGCCAUUAGCUCACCUGACACAGCUUUUGUUGGAACAUUGUGCUAACAGUGGUAGUCCUAUCGUGGACUUGCGUAAGUUCAUCUCGGUUUCUUGGGAUGACCAGGGUAGCGCAUCUUUAACCAGUCGCCUUCGCAUGCCUCUCAAAAACCACAAAAAUCACAAUAGACACCAACCGUUACCUGCAAACUGUGCACUUGCUAGCAGAAACGCGCAUUUGUUCUUUGGGACAUGUACUUUGCUUAGCUGUGGCACUGCAAAAGGAAUAUGAGUGUCAUUUUUGCUGCACUGUCAUCAACAUGCCACAGUGACAAAAAUAUUACAGCAGUAAUAAUUCAAAUGCAAUGUAACUUUUCUUUGCACCGCUUCCUCACUUGUCGGUUUCCACUGGCCGAGGUGGACUUUUGUUGAACGUUUGUUGAACAUUAAAAGUUCAUGCAUUGUUUCAGUGUUUUAGUACUUGUAUUAUCAGACAGUGGUGUGGAAUGUAGGGAGUGACAUUUAGCACUGUAUCCUCCUAAUACCAAAGGUAGCGUGUCAUAAAAUGAGAGGAGGCAGAACUGUUGCAAAGUAUACGUUGUUCCACACAACAUUAACCCCUUACAUUGCAGGCACAGUAGGUAAACAGCUUUCAUGUAAAGGGCUCACACUUCUCAAUAACAUAGACAUCUGUGGCUAUGUAACGUGCAGUGCUCCUCUACUGCAUUGCACUCAAGUACAGUAGACUCCUGUUAAACGAAAGCUGAAGGGACCAGGAGAAUCUGUUUCAUUUAACAGGAGUUUCGUUUACUGAGAGAUGAAAAGGGGUGCAGAAUUCAAGCACAAAACCAAUCAUGUUAGAGGCAGUUGUUCCAUUUAAGCAGCAAUUUCAUUUAAGAGAGUUUCGUUUAUUGAGAGUCUACUGUAUUCAUGACUGGAAAAUUGUCCCGCAGAGGAAACAAUAAGAUGAAAUACAUCAUAAUAGGUGAACAUAUCACCUAGCCUGUUGUAAAAUUUGUGUUUCAUCCUGCUGCCAUGUUUCGUCAUGGUAUAGCUAUCCUACUCCAACACUAAUAAACAUUUUGUACAUUACAAGCCUA